Messenger RNA from Uranotaenia lowii, 1359 nucleotides. RefSeq lists its product as uncharacterized. The transcript has 3 exons. NCBI's taxonomy places the organism in Eukaryota, Metazoa, Arthropoda, Insecta, Diptera, Culicidae. The record is from RefSeq and is a predicted model, not a curated record. The coding region runs from base 1 to 1359 and encodes 452 amino acids.
AUGGGUGCCGGAAUACCUUUCAAUAUCGAACUUUGUCAACUUCUGUCGCAAUUCGACUGCGUUGACACUGUUGAACUGUUACUGGAUGGUUUUGUGGUGAAUCGAUCGAAGGAAGAGUUCACCGACAAACAGAUCGAUCUACUCAACAAAGGUCUAAACUACGCGGUGUCGAGGAAACCAAGGAUGGACCAGAUAAUCAUCGAUGUAGAGACGGCUAUUAGGUCCAGUAAGCUGUCCACGGCCCAGAAGGAUUGCGCCAGAGCCGAAGUGGCAGAUGUCUUGAGAAAGGGCAUCAAUGGGAAAUCCAACGUCAAGGAAAUCCAGAUAGCGAAAGAACUUAGGAGAAAGGAGGUGUUCUACGUCAAGGCGGACAAAGGAAAUUCGGUGGUCAUCAUGGACAAAACGGAUUACAACGGAUUGAUGCAGGCCAAAAUCGAUGAAGGACCGUAUCGAGUUCGAAGAGAGGACCCACUACCGGAGAUGGUUAAGGAGGUGGAAAAAACGCUGAAGGACUGUGGACCGAUCUUAGGGUUUGCGCCGGGCGCCCUGAAAGUGUCUGCCCCAAUCGUCCCUAGAAUCAAAGGUCUACCGAAGAUUCACAAACCAGGGAAUGAGAUGAGGGAGAUCAUUUCGGGAGUGAACGCGCCCACUGAAAAAGUGGCGAAGUGGUUACUGAACGAGUUUAAAAGGAUGCCAAAACCCUUUAAAACGAGAUCGGUGACCAACACCUUAGAGUUCGUGAACAGACUGCAGGCGUCGGGAGGCAUAGAAGAGGACGAGUUCAUGGUUUCCUUUGAUGUUUCAGCUAUGUUUCCAAGUGUUCCCGUUAAAGAAGCUUCUAAUCUGUUAGAAGAUUGGUUGCUUCAACAACACAAUGGGAGCACUUGGAAACUCAAAGAAAUCCUUCAAAGGAAAAUAUUGGGCGGAUGUAAAGGAACCCAUAACUAUCUGGACGAUAUAAUUGUGUUCGGUAGCAGUAAAGUCGAGCAUGAUGCAAAUUUGGAAGACGUUCUUUCCCGCCUUAAACAACAUAAUGUGAACUUAAAUCUGGCAAAAUGUGCAUUCCGGAAGCAGUCCGUAAACUUCUUGGGCUUCACAAUAACGGCAGAGGGAUGGAAGGUGUCUGAUGAAAAACUUAAAGCAAUCGAGGGAUUUCGUCGCCCUAGGACUUUUGGCGAAGUGAAAAGCUUUCUAGGCUUGGUCACGUUCAUGGAUAAAUUCAUCCAAAAUCGAGCGGACUUGACUCGAAGUUUGAGAGCAUUGGCGAACUCUAGCAUUGGCGAAGGAAGACGAGGAAAAAGAGUUUGUUUACCUGCAAAACAGCGCGUUGAAGACGAUCAGAAUGCUUGGAUAUUAUAG